AUGCCUCGGUUAUUUGACGAUGUUGAAAACGCGGAAGUGAGCGAGCUCAUGUCUCAAAUGUUUGGAGAGGCUGGGCCGGCCGCGUCCAGCAGCCAGAUGCCACCACCAGACCUUCCCCAUUCACCGGAAGAUGCUCAGGUUUCAUCGGCUGAACGUUUCGCCUCACUGGUUCACUCACCGGUUUCGCCGGCCUUCAAAUCAGCUCGAUCUUCGACGCGAUCUUCACUGGCUAGGCAGCUUAAUGGCACGGGAGACACGGCAAAGAGUCCAGCGCAAUCCAAGGACGUCAAAGACGGUGAAGUGACCUCAUCAACUCCUGCUACACCAAGACAGUCGUCCAGGCGUCAAGCCAAGCCUGCUCGCAAAGCCGCAUCUCCUGUGAAGCGAGAGACGCGUGCAAAGAGAACCGUUGCCGUGAAAACCGCGAUCCGAAAGUCUGGACGACCAGCCAGGGCACAGCCAGCCAAAGCACAACCAACCAAGGCAAAGUCGGCCAAGGCACAACCAGCAAAGCGCAGGGGAAGGCCUCCUGCCGGAAAAGCUACGGAUUCCAAGGCCACCGGUAAAGCUAAAGGGAAGGGGCAAGAGUGGGAGGUUGAGAAGAUUGUCGACUCCAGAAUUGAAGAGGAAACCUUUGAGCACUACUUCAGGGUCAAGUGGAAGGGCUUCAGCGACAAGGACAACACGUGGGAGCCAAAGAAGAAUCUGGCCAAUUGCAAAGAUCUAGUUGAAGCCUAUGAGAAGAAAGCAGGGAAGAAAUGA
This is a messenger RNA of Trichoderma aggressivum f. europaeum, 762 nucleotides long. RefSeq lists its product as uncharacterized. Gene Ontology annotation, cellular component: pericentric heterochromatin. Gene Ontology annotation, biological process: negative regulation of transcription by RNA polymerase II; chromatin organization. The record is from RefSeq and is a predicted model, not a curated record. NCBI's taxonomy places the organism in Eukaryota, Fungi, Ascomycota, Sordariomycetes, Hypocreales, Hypocreaceae. The coding region runs from base 1 to 762 and encodes 253 amino acids. The transcript has 2 exons. Gene Ontology annotation, molecular function: chromatin binding.